Molecule: messenger RNA, 971 nt
Organism: Sclerotinia trifoliorum
Lineage: Eukaryota; Fungi; Ascomycota; Leotiomycetes; Helotiales; Sclerotiniaceae
Source: the annotation of a GenBank genome assembly
GACAAUUAUUGGUUCGAUGACAGGAGCGACACCAGAGAUAUCAAAGAUAUGAACGAUAACACUGCUGUGGAGGGCUUAUCUACAUAUUUGAAGCCAACUAUAAAGACGAUGAACCCGGAGUUGUCAUGAAGUGAAAUAAUGAUCUCCGCGGCCAGAAAAAAGUUGAAGAAAUGGUAAUUGAACUUAUGCCAUACACAAGGUUGGAACACUCACAACUUCCUCUCGGAGAAAACACGUGCAUGGGAGAUUGUUGCCACCAUUUUCCAACAAUCUGGUGGUCCCCCUUGCCAUUGCUCAUGGUUCCUAUCUCACUGGGUACAAAAACACUAGUUAUUUCCCACCAGAUAUCAAACCAGAAUUUGUGACAGCAAGAAAUUUCGGGUCAAUGGCCGCGGAGAAGAAAGAUACAUAUCUUGAUAGAGAAUCUAUGAAUUUCAUACAAAUCUUUUUGCUAGAAGAUUUUGAAAAUAUCCCCCACAAUCCUUAUCUACGAGGUGGGUCUAUUUCCGUUCUAGGCUUCGCUAAGCCUCGUCAAAGAUAAGAACCGACGACGCGACUCCCUCAAUCCAAACCUUUCAUCUCCCCUUCAGGGACUUCACGAAUCACAACAGCUACCAACCGCUCUUUGGCCAGUGACGACAAUGUCAUGGUACAUUAUAAACUGCGUCAUUGGUGGUAUUGAAUUUAAGGUUUAUUUACUCUAGACUUCUUUUGAUAAGGUUGUCUUGAGCCGUCAGUACGAUUAUUCAUCUAUGAAAAGUGUCUAUGAUUGACCUCGAUUAGAAUAUCACUGCCGCACAAGGUCACGAUCAGGGGAAAUUGAAUACAUCAUGCUUAGGAGCAUGAAUACAGAGUAGCCACUUGUUUCACGGUACCGUUUGCUUGCUGCCAUUCUUUCACCUGCCGAGGUGCACCAAUGUUGAAAACCCUUCAUGUUCCAAAUCAAAUUUCAAGGUGGUCGAUCUUUUGUA